AUGACGAGACGCCUGCUCGUGUCGCUCUGGCUUGCAUCGCUCUUCGUGGCGGUGCGCAGCUUCGGCGUCUGCUACGACUCGUACGACCCGGGCAACGCCGGUACGCACUUCCAGACGAUCAAAUCGCGCUUCUCCUUUGUACGCACUUACGAUACACACUUUUGGAACGGCGCCAACGCCAUCAAGCUCGCGGCAGCCAAUGGUCUCACCAUCCACGCUGGCGUUUGGCUGCGGGCCGGCGACCAACAGAUCGCGGCCGACGUCAAUGCGAUCAUUGCGGGCCUCCGCAGCCACCCCAGUAGCGUCCCGAUCGUCUAUGUUGGCAACGAAGACCUCAUGAACGGCUGGAACCUCGACAUGGUCAGGGCCAAGGUCGAGUCGGUGCGCGCGAGCCUCGUCAACGCCGGUGUUAGCAAGAACGUGCUGAUUGGAUCGGUCCAAACGGACGGUGACUGGCUCGGCAACCGCGGUCUUGCGGCCGCCGUCGAUGUCAUUGGCGUCAACAUUUACCCGUUCUUUGGCGCGUCGGAAGAUUCCAAGACCAACCCGAUCGCGGACCUCGAGACGCGCUGGAAUGCGAUGCUAACUGCGUUUCCUGGCAAGCGCAUUGAGCUUGUCGAAACCGGGUGGCCCCACGCGGGCCCGACGCUCAACGGCCACGUGCCGAGCUACACGAAUGCCGUCGACUACUUUAACAAAGUCCAAGCGUGGAUCCAGAACCAGGGCAAGGGCGGGCAGCGGCCGUCGUACUUUAUGUUUCACGACAACCCGCACAAGGUCAUUGGCUCGAUCGAAGGCAGCUUUGGCCUUGCCAACCAGCGCGGCGAGUGGAAGUUUAGCUUUGCCGGCGACAACAGCGGCCCGGCACCCGCCAGCCCAGCGCCGGCUUUGACACCGACACCGGCUCCGACUCCGACACCGGCCUUACCGACGUCGACGGGCAACCUCCGCGCGUCCUUCCAGCUCGUCACGGCCAAAGGAUUGGUCGUUGCCACAGUCAACAACGCACUCUCGGCGGUCGCCAACACCAACCAAGCCGGUAGCUUCUGGACGUUCAACGCCGCGACGCAGCAAGUGCGCAGUAACAAUGCGGACAAUCGGUGCCUCGACGCGUUCCAGAGCAAUGGCCAGUUUCACGUGCAUCUGUACGACUGCGGGGACGGCAGCAACGGCAACCAAAAGUGGCGCGUCAUCGAUAACAAGGUUAUCCACGCGACUCACUCGAACCUGUGUCUCGACGUCAACCCGACGGACCCGAGCGUCCAGGUCUUUGGGUGCGUGGCCAACAACGACAACCAGCGCUUCAUCGUGACGGCGACGACGCAGCGCGCGCGCUUGACCAAUGGCGUGCUCGCCUUGGCCGCGCUGCGCAGCGGUCAAGUGACCUUUAUCAACUCCAACGCGAGCGAGGCCUUCUGGAUGGUCGACGCAACGACGGGCCUUGUCAAGAACGAAGCCGUCGGCCAGUGCCUCGAUGCAUACCAAGCGCGCAACGGCGGCGCCGUGCACUUGUACGCAUGCGAGGCGACCAACGUCAACCAGAAAUGGGCGUACGAUGCCACGACCAAGCAACUCCGCCACGCCAAGCACAACGGCUAUUGCCUCGACAUGGCCACGGACAGCGGGAGCUACCCGCAUUUGUGGUCGUGCCACAGCGCGGCAAGUCCGUGGCUCCGCCUCCAGCAGUUUGUCUACGGCGUCUAGGACACUUGAGUAGUACAACGAAUCUGUGUAUUAUUGUACCUGCGCGUCCGCGGUCGCUAAAAGGCGUGCUAGAAGAAGAG
Molecule: messenger RNA, 1784 nt
Organism: Saprolegnia parasitica CBS 223.65
Lineage: Eukaryota; Oomycota; Saprolegniomycetes; Saprolegniales; Saprolegniaceae
Exons: 1
Coding region: 1-1704 (567 amino acids)
Source: RefSeq, a predicted model, not a curated record